Phymastichus coffea is the source of this 5831-nucleotide messenger RNA. Its product is annotated as zwei Ig domain protein zig-8-like. The record is from RefSeq and is a predicted model, not a curated record. Gene Ontology annotation, cellular component: neuron projection membrane. Gene Ontology annotation, biological process: synapse organization. The coding region runs from base 18 to 905 and encodes 295 amino acids. The transcript is spliced from 6 exons. NCBI's taxonomy places the organism in Eukaryota, Metazoa, Arthropoda, Insecta, Hymenoptera, Eulophidae.
CUUUUCGAUUCGCAAGUAUGAAGGACCGAUUGUCGUGGUCAAUGGUCAUUCUCAUCCUGCCAACAAUUUUACUUGCAACAUCACUUGACCGAGAGCGUCGGUUGCCGCACAGUCCACCGUCCGAGUGGAAGGCAUUGUGGUACAGUAAUCUCGAGGAGUUACAGCGAGCGAACGAGGCUAACGAAAACAACACCGUCACGAACGUGACUAUCCAGCUCGGUGGUACCGCCUUUCUACACUGCAAGGUUCACAAUUUAGCCGAUAGAAAUGGCGCCGAUACCGAAAUCUCCUGGAUACGCAGGCGUGACUGGCACGUACUUACCAGCUCGACGUUCACUUACACGAGCGACGAGCGCUUUCAGGUGUUGCAUCUUGAGGGCUCGGACGAUUGGACAUUGCAGCUCAAGUACGUGCAGGAGAGGGACAACGGUACUUAUGAAUGUCAGGUAUCCAGAAGUACAGGAAUACUAUCGCACUACGUCAACUUGAAUGUAGUAACGCCCGAGGCGUUCAUCCUCGGAGGCGAAGAGCAUCACGUCGACGUCGGUUCUAUCAUCAGUCUCGUCUGUAUUAUAGAAAAGAGUCCGUCGCCGCCGCACUAUGUCUUCUGGUACCACAACGACCGCAUGAUAAAUUACGACACGCCGAGGAGCAGCGUGAGCGUGCAAACGGAGCCAGGACCGUCGCAGAGCCGACUCACCGUUCACAACGCCGUCGAAUCCGACACUGGCAAUUACACCUGCAGCGCCUCCAAUACCAAAUCCGCUUCGAUCUUCGUUUUCGUCACCGAGGGUGACAAAAUGGCAGCGAUAUCACGUCGCAAAUCAACGGCAAGCUCAUAUCAAAGCAGCUACGCGCAAACUCUAGUGCUGUCACUCCUAGCCAUGGGCUUCCAAAUCCGAUAAACCAAAAGAAAAACUCGUGUGUGAAAAGCAAUUCGUUGAUCGAUAUAAUAACUACUGUAUAUUGCCAUUCUUUUCUUUUUUUUAUUCACCAGUCUAGACGAACAAAAGACAAAGGUACGCUUUUUUCUCUCGCUGGUGCAAGUGUUUUUUCCUCGGCCGUGAGGUGUGGAUGUGGGUCACAACGCAUAUCCGUGUCAGCAGCGUUGCAACUUCAAUUUUUCGAAAUCCCGGAAUAACGAGGACUUAUUCGCAUUGUGUGCGAGCACCCGUAAAAGUUCGCGAUAUCGACAGAUUUCAGAUUACGACUGAAUUCUCAUGUUGCGUCUGUGUAUACGCGUGAAUGGGAUUGUGUAAAUAUCUUCGCCUGUGUAUUAGAAUAGAUAAUUAUUAAAUAUGCUAGAUGAUGUAUGAUGUUUAUUAUGAUAUUUACCUAAGUACCUGCGUGUGCUUAUAUCUAAAGGAAUUUUUUUUACCUAAAAAAAACAGAUUAGUUUGGCAGUUUGCAUUGAUGCAUUCAGUACAACAUUUCGUUUGAGUGAUCUUUUAACUUUUCAUACUAACGUGCAAUACUUUCGUGUGCCCAUUAAAAAUGCGAUUACAAAGCCAGAAAAUUCAACGAGAGAAUGCGCUUUCGAACCCCUCCUCCCGCCCCCCUAAUUUUUUCGACUAAACUCGAUGAAGGCUCUUUAUCACUUUUUCAACGUUUCUCCUUUCUUACCUUUUAAUGGGAAAAUGAAUAUUUAAUUCUGUUUUUGCCGAAACCUAUCUACAUUAUUUUUUAUUUCAUACACUGUACAAAAAACAAGAACAUACGAAUAAAUAUUUGUUUUUAUUAAACUACUUCGCGUGUCUCGGUAUUUUUUUUCAAUCACUUUCCCCGCGAGAAUGAAAAUUUUUUAUUGUAUUCACACCCCUUUCAAUCUUUCUUUGUUUCAUCGGGUAUCAAUCAAUAUGUUUUUCAAUCAUCAUGCAGAAAAGUUGAAUAUUCGGAAAACCGAAAAUACAUAUUUUUUUUUUUGUACUGUCUUCCUUCUUUUGUCUUUUUUUGGAAUAUUUUUGUGGUGGCAAUCGAAAUCCUGGAUUGCAUUGACAUUGACAAACGUCUCUUUUUCGAAUGUUUAAUAUUCAUAGAAAAAUCGAACAUCCCGCAUAUGACGAAUAACACGAAUAUGUAAAAAAAUGAUCAAUUCACAAAGGUUAUUUAUCAAAUUGAGCUAGCCUUCAAUUGUUAUACCUUUCAAAGUGUUUUAGAAAUAACAUUUUCAUUCAUAAUUUUUAACAGAAAAAUUUCAAUCUUUUGAUCGUAUUAUAUAGCUGCAAAGGCCUUUUGAAAGUAUAAUGAUAAUUUUGCAUUUAGCAAAAAAAUAUAAUAAGAAUUGUAAAUAACUAAUUAUGAACUUCCUCUAUCUAAAAAUAUAAAGUAGAGUAUUUAAUGUGAAAUGUGAAAAAACGAAAGAUUGUUUCUUUUGAAACGAAUGAGAUAAACUGACCAGAAAAGCUGUCUAUUAAACCGCAUUAAAAACUUCAUUAAAUUUGAAUAUCAAACCUGAAUAUAACAAUCAAUAUAAAUAUUCUAAAAGUUAUCACUUGUAAAUAUAAAAUAACAUUCUAUGUGACUGCACCAAUAUUCCUAUGAGGCCAUUUUUCUGUGAUCCCAAAAUGCUUCGUUUAGAAUUAUUAAAUGUUUAUAUACUUUUAUUUUGAAAAAUCUUCGACUAUUAGUGAAGAUGUACAUUGAAUCCAUUUAUAAGUACGGACUAAACUUAUUGGCAAUGUAGUCUAUGUAUUUAAAAAAAAUAAUGCUCAUAAAUUUUAUUCUUUUAUACUUAUAACAAAAUCAAUACCUGCGUAUACGAUUUUAUAUGUAUUUGAAAACUUUAUUGUCAAUUAAGUUUAAUAAUGUGCCUACAUGUGCGUAUAUUAUAUACAUAAAAUAUUUCCUAGUAGAAUGACUCAAGUGUCUGACUUAAAACUUAGAAAACUUCAGCAGCAAAAGACUGCUUUUUAUAUUCGAGGGAUUCUUGAAAAGUUUAUUACAGAUGUGAUAAAUUUUUAUUGAAAAAUUAUAAAAUUUAAUGUCUGAAUAGAAUAACUGUUUCGCUUGUGCUUUGUAAAAUAUGGUGUCAAAUAACUACACAGACUUUUUUCUAAAAUAUAUGAAAACUUUAAUCAGUGUUACAACGGAUGAAAUUGUAUAUUUGAGAUUCCACGACCUAUAAAAUGAUGAUUUUAGUAUGAAAUGUUCAAUGCAUAAACAAGAUAGUGCGACUAACGAAAAGCGAAAUGCAAUAAAAGAAAAGAAAGGAAACGUGAUUACGUGGAAACAACUCUACACUUUCUUUCGACCCGAACGCCCGUCUAUAAAUUCCGCAGAAAAAGUCGUCAAAGUAAUCUUCAUCAGCGCGUCAGUGGCAAAAAAAAAAGACUCAUAAAUUUGAAAACAAAUCACUCUCUUAACCCCGUCAUUCCGAAUAAAAAUAUAGCCGAAACUUGCUAGCCAGGACUGGCAAGAAAAACGAGAGUUUCGUGGCAACGUUGCAUCGUAAAGCUUGCAAAGGCCGGCAACGACGUUAUUACGCCUGCUAAAAGCGCAUAACGUAAAUUACUUUCCGCGAGUGGCUCCAACGGUAAUUAGGGAUCGUUUUAGUGCGUAGCAGCGCCAGCAGCUCGCUCGCUCUGCAAAAUGUACAUAUACGAGCGCGCCAACUUUCAGGGCUAUGCUACACGCCGAAAUAACGUCGGACUUUAACUUUUUGCUAACCCGAUUGUUUCCCAAAAAAGGAAAAAGGAAAUAAAAAGUCAAGUCCGCUGUCGCCGUGUUAAUUCGAUAAUAGUUUCUCGCGCGUACUUGUUUCGACUCCCCGAAAGCAAACUCUUCGAUUUCGUUUUUCGACACACCGGCUGACGCCAAGUUGUAAUGAAAUUUGUAUUAUUAGGUCGCGCGUGAGACAAAAGUGAGAGCGCGAACACUAAACUCGACGCAAGUCGCGAGAAUUUUCCCGUUGUGUAAACUUUAGAUUGGUUUCAACGACUUGUAUACAAGCUUGUUUCUUGCCCGACGCGGUCUUACAUGAAAGCACCCUUUUUCAUCCAAGUAUAGAUCGAGUCGUUGAGUUUGAAAAUAAUGGAGCUUAAAAAUAAAACAACUUGUCCGCCAUUACGAGCCGUUAAUGCGAAAGAUACCUUUCUUUUAGAGGUGUAUGCGGGUUUCUCUAUUUUGCCGCGAACUCAAUUCGAUUUCUUUUCAUAGUCGAUUGAACUGCAAAGACUGCGCUAAUUACACUUUUUUUUUAAUAACGAUAAUAAAUGCAAUGAAUUCGUAUAUCACAGAAAACACUUAUACAAGAAAUCAUCAAGUGUUUAAGAAAAAAAGCCCCCGAGAAAAAUGGGAACUCUUCAAUCGCAUCUCCACGGCUACGUCGCGAGGGAGAAAUAUUCAGCACGGAAGGAAGUCCAAUAAGAAAGGAAGUAUAGGUCAAACGCGGAAAAACAAAUCCAUGUAUUAUAAAUAGCGAGUGCGAAGAGAAUAAUGAGAGCUCCCGUGAGUUGAAUUCAUUACACGCGAGCGAGCAGAGCGGCUUUUGUUUUUCUAUAAAGCCAUUGAUUACGGAACGAUGGCUGCCGCCCCCUCUAAAGAGGACUCUACUUUUUUGUUCCACGCCGCGUCACUUGCUUUUUUCCCCUCCCGCCGACGGAUUCUCUUGUUCGGAUUGACUUUUAUUUACGCUCGCAGUUUUCAUGUCAUAACGUUAUAUACUCGCUUUCAAUCCCCAACAAUGAUUGCGCGCGACUGUGCCCCGCGAGAGCCUUUUGCUUUAUGCCUUUAUGCCUGUGCUUGCGCGAUUUGUAAAAAGAAAAAAAAACAAACUUUUUCUUCACUGGAAAUGCUUUAGCUGGAAAUACAUAUAUCUAGUUGCAUUUGUAGGCUCGUUCAAACCGACACGGUUAGUUUUGUUGAAAAACUUUUUUUUUUUCGUUAAUAAUUUUAUUAAAUAUGUAUUUUGUAAUAACGAAUUUCGUAAUUUUUGCAAAAUUUAAUUACGCGUGAGUGUUACUCUUCCAGAAUGAAAUUAUAACGUAAUUAAGGCGUCUGAUACUGACAUCGAAUUGUCAGAUAACGAAGAAAAUUAAUUGAAAAAACUAAUAAUUCCAGAUAUAAAAAACGUUCAAAAGACGCAGUUAUCCUUCAUUAAAAAUUUGUAGCAAAAAAAAAUGUAAUACUCGUCAAAAUUAUUCUCGAGCAAAAAAAUAAGGCGCUUGUCUCAAUAUUAUUUGAAUCACAACGUUAUAUAGACUAAAGAAGCACUCAAAGCUUGCAUAAUUCAAAAAGCUUCUUUUACACCCCGGUAAAUCGGCCAGUUAAUCUUUGCUUUUUUGUUCGUCAAUUUCGCUUCACGCUCACAAUGAAGGUAACAGAGUUCACCUGUAAUUCAGGCCGAGAAAAACUCGGUCAUGCGCGCUGCGGCUCGUUACACCGAAACGACUGCUUUCUUUCGAUAGACUAAACGAAAAAUUUCAUGCACCUCGAUCAAAAAGAACAAAAAAACCCCAGCUGACAGGUAAACCGACGAACGCGCAACAAGAGCAAGAUUGCUUUUGCGAGAGUGAGUGAAAGAGAAGAGUGACAGUAAAGUCUAUGCCUGCAGGGUCUUAAUAUGAUCGUUUUGUUAUACCGAGCAUGAAAGUGUUACGUGCGUGCAUUAAUCAGAUCUUUUUUAUUUUUGAAAGACGACUUUUCUAUCAACCUAAAAUAUGAACGCAUAUGCCAAUUGCGAGUGUCAUCGCUGUAAAAAGAUUCUGCAAGCAGCAGUUUACGACUGUAAAUGGAUUAUAUAUGCACUGCUGCUCGCACUAUUCUUUGCCGACAUUACGCAUGUUAUCAUCUCCAUAGAAUUUGUUAAUAUUACGAUCGAAUAAUGUAAUUGU